GGCCCCGGCCCUAGUUCCGGGCUGGAGCCGCCGACGCGGAGGGGACGGGUUCCUCUUAAAAGAGAAACGGCGGCGGCGCGCGCGAGGCCCUGGUGCCCAUGGCUGCCUCCCCGGCGGACGCAUCUCGCACGCGGCGGGAGAAGCGGCGGCAGCUGGACGCGCGGCGCAGCAAGUGCCGCAUCCGUCUGGGCGGCCACAUGGAGCAGUGGUGCCUCCUCAAAGAGCAGCUGGGCUUCUCCCUGCACUCCCAGCUCGCCAAGUUCCUGCUGGACCGGUACACUUCUUCAGUCUGUGUGCUCUGUGCAGGUCCCGAGCCUUUGCCCCCAAAGGGUUUGCAGUAUCUGGUGCUCCUGUCUCAUGCCCACAGCCGAGAGUGCAGCCUGGUGCCUGGACUGCGGGGGCCUGGGGGCAGAGAUGGGGGGCUUGUGUGGGAGUGCUCAGCAGGCCACACCUUCUCCUGGGGCCCCUCUUCAGGCCCCACACAUCCAGAGGAGCCCAAGCCGGUCCUCCUUCCAAGUACUGCCCCAAGAAGCUGGUGCCCCGAGGCCAGGGGCAGGCAGGAGCCUGCAGGUAUGAAAAGCAAAAUACAGAAUAAGAUGUAUGGUCUGGAAUCUGAACAUGAUGAGAGGACUCAGGAGGCCAGGUUGCCCCGAGGGGUGGGACCCCCACCAGAGACCUUCCUGCCCCCGGGAGAAGAAGAGGGAAAGGAGGAAGAUGAAGAUGAAGAGGAGAUGCUCAGCGAUGCCAGCCCAUGGACCUACAGCUCCUCCCCAGAUGACAGUGAGCCAGAUGCCCCCAGACCACCCCCUUCCCUUGUCACCCAUGAACUCAAGGAGGGGGAGACAUCCCCGGCCCCUGCAGCUCCCCCAGUUCCUUUUGCUGCACCAUCCUCGUCAGCAUCCUCAUUGGGUUAUGGAGCUCCUCUGCCUGCAGAAGUCGGGGUACAGCUGGAGCUCAGCAGGACCCCUCAAGCGGCCCAGCAGACUCAGCCCCUGGCCAGCCCUGGGAGUCAGGCCCAGUCUGCUCUGGCCUCCACCUGGGAUGAGGACACUGUACAGAUCGGCCCCAAGAGAAUUAGGAAAGCUGCCAAAAGAGAGCUGCUGCCAUGUGACUUCCCUGGCUGUGGAAGGAUCUUCUCCAACCGGCAGUAUUUGAAUCACCACAAGAAGUACCAGCACAUCCACCAAAAGUCCUUCUCCUGCCCAGAGCCAGCUUGUGGGAAGUCCUUCAACUUUAAGAAACACCUGAAGGAGCACGUGAAGCUGCACAGUGAUACUCGGGACUACAUCUGUGAGUUCUGCGCCCGAUCUUUCCGCACCAGCAGCAACCUCAUCAUCCACCGGCGCAUCCACACUGGAGAGAAACCCCUGCAGUGUGAGAUCUGCGGGUUCACCUGCCGCCAGAAGGCCUCCCUGAACUGGCACCGGCGCAAGCAUGCAGAGACAGCAGCUACUCUGCGCUUCCCCUGUGAGUUCUGUGGCAAGUGCUUUGAGAAGCCAGACAGUGUCGCAGCUCACUGCAGCAAAAGCCACCCGGCCCUGCACCCCGCCCCACAAGAGUCACCUGGCCUACUGGAGCCCUGUCCUAGCAUCUCUGCCCCUGCACCCCUGGGGUCUGGUGAUGGGUCCAGGCUCUCUCCAGUUCCUCAGGCUCCAACCCUGCUCCCUCAGCAUUGAGCAUUCUCUAGGCUUUGGGAGCCAGACCCCAGGGACUGAAAAGGAGCAAGGAGGGAAAGAGCCAGAUGCCUGGUCCCUAGAAACUAGUGUUAUGGAGAGUGCAGGGUGGGAGCAAGACUGGGCUCUAGGGCAGCCAGGCUACUUUAGUCUAGGAUUCCUAAAGGACAGAAUAAACCCAGUAUUUUACACAGACACGUGUGGGCAGAGUGAGUGUUUUGGCGCCUGAUUUCUUUGGAAGCAGGCUCUGCUAGAAUGUGUCUGAGUGCACCAUAGGUGUGGGCCCUGUUCCUCUCUCUGUAGGCCCCCAUCUACCCCCACCCUGAGGACCCAGCUUUCUUUACCAAUUUGUGUUGGCACUUUGCAACCCUUUCCUGUGGAAUAUCACCCACCCUUGCAGUCAAGCAGGGCAGGCUGUGACAGUAUGCAAAACGCUGGGUCAUUCUAGAGAUAUGGGCUGGAGCAGGAAAAGAGGUAUGUGAUUCUGGGCCACAUCUGUACUCUCCAUUAACCAAGAGAACCAAAUGUAUAGGCCCCUGAAUAGUCGUGCCUUCCAGUGCAAAAUCGAGGGAGCUAUACAUGCAAGAUGGCUGAGCUACCUUGGGAAGCGAUGAGACCUUGGAACUUUGAAAGGGCCUGGGUCUUGGAUCACUCCUGAAGU
This is a messenger RNA of Diceros bicornis minor, 2334 nucleotides long. It is a transcript of the gene ZNF692, whose product is annotated as zinc finger protein 692. Bases 99 to 1676 code for a protein of 525 amino acids. Gene Ontology annotation, cellular component: chromosome; kinetochore. Gene Ontology annotation, biological process: regulation of transcription by RNA polymerase II. Gene Ontology annotation, molecular function: chromatin insulator sequence binding. Lineage: Eukaryota; Metazoa; Chordata; Mammalia; Perissodactyla; Rhinocerotidae. The record is from RefSeq and is a predicted model, not a curated record. The transcript is spliced from 13 exons.